Solanum tuberosum (potato) is the source of this 482-nucleotide messenger RNA. RefSeq names its product indole-3-acetic acid-induced protein ARG7. NCBI's taxonomy places the organism in Eukaryota, Viridiplantae, Streptophyta, Magnoliopsida, Solanales, Solanaceae. The transcript has a single exon. Gene Ontology annotation, biological process: response to auxin. Bases 41 to 451 code for a protein of 136 amino acids. The record is from RefSeq and is a predicted model, not a curated record.
CCAAGAAAACAAAAAAACCCUAUUAGUGUCAAAAAACACAAUGGCAAAAUUAGCUAAAAUAAGCAAUGGGAAGAAAAAGAUGAACAAGAUAGUGAAUUUGAAAAUUGUGGUGGAGAAAUUACAAAGGAGGCUUUCAAUGGUUAGGAGAUUGGGAGCCGAAUUCGAUAGUCAGCAUCAGCAUAACCAAUCAGAUCAAAAUGACUCCUCGAAUAACGUGCCUGAGGACGUUAAAGAAGGCCAUUUUGCUGUUAUUGCUGUUGAUGAGGAUGAAUUGAAGAGAUUUAUUGUGCCAUUGAAAUGUUUAACACAUCCUUCAUUCUUAAAACUAUUGGAACAAGCUGCUGAGGAGUAUGGCUUUGAUCAUGAUGGUGCACUUACAGUACCAUGCAGGCCAAGUGAAUUUGAGAGAAUUUUGAGACAUGAACAAUCAAGUAUGUUGAAAAGUUGUUAAACAUAAUGGAGCAAAAAAAAAAAAAAAAAAA